Messenger RNA from Iphiclides podalirius (scarce swallowtail), 477 nucleotides. The record is from the annotation of a GenBank genome assembly. Lineage: Eukaryota; Metazoa; Arthropoda; Insecta; Lepidoptera; Papilionidae.
AUGUUCCUGAGGCACUGUCUUCGAACGUUCUCUGACUCUAGCAUUCGUCUUCUGCUAAAGAACAACGUUACGGCAUCGAGUUUCGUAAACUACAAAAGCGUUGCAUCCUUGUCAACGUCCAAGCUUGCCCUGAAGGGCGAAAAGGUCAAGGUCACGUUCGUCCUGAACGACGGCAAGCGCCUGCAGACUGAGGCUAACGUGGGCGACUCGCUGCUCGACGUGGUGGUGAACAACGACCUGAACAUCGAGGGGUUCGGCGCCUGCGAGGGCACCGUCACCUGCUCCACCUGCCACGUGAUCCUCAAGCCCGAGGACUUCGACAGGCUUCCAGAAGAGGCGAGCGACGAGGAACGCGACAUGCUGGACCUGGCCUACGGGCUGACGGACACAUCACGACUGGGCUGCCAGAUAGUCCUCACGAAAGAGCUGGACGGCCUGGAGGUGAGGGUCCCGGAGACGAUAAACGACGCGCGGAGC